CACAGCAGUGGGUUGCCUGACCCGACACCGUUCUCGUACGCGCGUGUUUGCAACAUUUCUGUGCUGCGAUUCCUCCCGUAUUUCCACCCCUCUAUCCGCCGCCUGCCUCUUGCUGCUGCGGCUCGCCACACCCACGUGGUUGGGCGGCAUUCUACUACGCUCGAAAGCCCCAGCAAAAACAUGUCGAAGCUCACGAGCGAUCAAGUCUCCUCCCCGGUGCCUCGCGACAUCGAAGUAUCUCAGUCGCUGGAAGGCUCGCUGGCGCACAUCUCCAAGGUAGCGGAGGACUGCGGCAUCCUGGAGUCGGAGCUAGAGCCCUACGGUCGCUUCAAGGCGAAGGUUUCCCUUGACGUAUGCCGGCGGCUGGAGAGCUCCCCCAAUGGUAACUACGUGGUGGUGACAGGGAUCAACCCGACGCCUCUUGGGGAAGGCAAGAGCACGACCACCGUGGGGUUAACGCAGGCUUUGGGGGCCCACCUGGGGAAGAAAGUUUUCGCGAACAUUCGGCAGCCCUCUCAGGGGCCCACUUUCGGUAUCAAAGGAGGGGCGGCGGGGGGGGGGGACAGUCAGGGGGGGACUCCGUUCCCGAUGGAGGAGUUCAACCUUCACCUAACCGGCGACAUCCACGCCAUCACGGCGGCGAACAACCUGGUGGCGGCCGCAAUCGACACCCGCAUGUUCCACGAGAACACCCAGAGCGAUGAGGCGCUAUUUCGGAGGCUGUGCCCGGAGAACGGAAGAGAGCGGCGGUUCGCCCCGGUGAUGCUGAGCCGGCUGUCGAAGCUGGGCAUCGACAAGACAAGGCCUGAGGAUCUCACUGACGAAGAAAUCAGCCGGUUCGCAAGAUUGGACAUCGACCCUUCGAGCAUCACGUGGAAGAGGGUGGUAGACACCUGCGACCGGAUGCUUCGAAGCAUAACGGUGGGCCAGGGUCCCAAGGAGGGUGAGUCGCGCGGCGCCGUUCGCGAGACGGGGUUCGACAUCACGGUGGCCAGCGAGAUCAUGGCGGUCCUCGCCUUGGCGACCUCGCUGCAGGACCUGAGGGACCGCUUGGGAAGGAUGGUGAUUGGCAGGAGCAGACGAGGCGAGGCCGUGACGACGGACGACCUUGGGGUGUCGGGGGCCCUGUGCGUGCUGAUGAAGGACGCAAUAAAGCCCACCUUGAUGCAGACGGCGGAGCAGACUCCGGUGCUCGUGCACGCAGGGCCGUUUGCCAACAUCGCUCACGGGAACUCUUCCAUCGUGGCGGACAGGGUAGCCCUCAAGCUCGUCGGAGAGGACGGGUUUGUUGUGACGGAGGCGGGGUUCGGGGCUGACAUCGGCAUGGAGAAGUUUUUCAACAUCAAGUGCCGGGCCUCGGGAAACACGCCGCAGUGCGCAGUGCUCGUUGCGACGGUUCGCGCCCUCAAGAUGCACGGCGGGGGUCCGCCUGUCAAGGCUGGGACUCCUUUGGCCAACGUGUACAAGGAGGAGAACCUUGACUUGUUGCGGAGAGGGUGUGCCAAUCUCGCGGUCCACAUCACCAACGCUCUCAAGUACGGCGUAAAGGUGGUGGUGGGCGUGAAUGUCUUCUCUACAGACACUCCGGCGGAGAUCGAUCUCGUGAGGGAGCUCGCCCUGGAGGCCGGCGCGUUUUCUGCCGUGAAAUCGUCGCACUGGGCGGAAGGAGGAGCUGGGGCGGUGCAACUAGCGGAAGCCGUGAUGGGAGCGUGCGCGUCUACCCGAGCAGACCCGUCGAAGCCGUUUCGGUUCCUGUACCCGUCGGAAGCAUCCAUCAAGGAAAAAAUGAACACCGUGUGCCGAGAGAUGUACCGGGCGGCAUCUGUGGAGUGGAGCCCAGAAGCGGAGGAGAAGGUGGCGAUUUACGAGAAAGCAGGAUACGGGAAGCUGCCGAUUUGCGUGGCGAAGACGCAGUACUCCCUUUCCACGGACCCGUCGGCUAAGGGGGCCCCGUCAGGACAUACGGUGUUCGUACGCGAUGUGCGGGCUUCCGUGGGGGCAGGGUUCGUGUACCUUCUUUGCGGCGACAUUAACACCAUCCCGGGCCUUCCAACGCGACCGGGUUUCUAUGAUGUUGACAUCGACUUCGGCACGGGGCGUGUUGUUGGUCUGUUUUAAUGUGUUGAUGAGGAAGGGAGUCGCGUUUUGUUCAGUCUUCUGUUUUGGUUGACCUCCUGAAUUGGAGGUGGUUCCGACGCUUGUUUUUAGCGUUUUUCAGACGGGAAUGGUUUGAUCGCUCGUCUUGGUGUGCUUUAGACGAAAAGUGUUUGGCUUGAAACAUACCCUGAUAGACGGAUCGUUCUUACCCUUUUUUCGUUCUCAACAGCUGCUUGAUAUCCCAUUCGAUCAGCCUUGCUUACCGUUGCGGACAUGCGUCCUCGUGCCCCUCAUGUGGAUCUCCUACAUGUGUCGGGGAUUCCUUACGUCUCUCAUACUCAUAGCCUUGCUUGAUGUCCCAUGGACCCCGCAAACGGUUGCCUACGGCGUGGAUAUUGACUUCGUCAGUAUCACGUGUACCUGAAGUGUUCGCCGGGUGAUGUUGCUUGAGUGCUUGGGUCCUUGGGACGGAGAUCGGCAGCCGUUGUUGCCAGAGACAAGCCUUUUUUCACCCUUGUGCUUUAUUGCAUGUUCGCUUUUCACUUUUGGGAUAGCGAGACCGGCCUAUA
Messenger RNA from Ectocarpus sp. CCAP 1310/34, 2666 nucleotides. The record is from the annotation of a GenBank genome assembly. NCBI's taxonomy places the organism in Eukaryota, Phaeophyceae, Ectocarpales, Ectocarpaceae.